Messenger RNA from Budorcas taxicolor (takin), 2011 nucleotides. RefSeq names its product patatin like phospholipase domain containing 2 (gene PNPLA2). Gene Ontology annotation, cellular component: membrane; lipid droplet; cytoplasm. Gene Ontology annotation, molecular function: triacylglycerol lipase activity. Lineage: Eukaryota; Metazoa; Chordata; Mammalia; Artiodactyla; Bovidae. The transcript has 9 exons. Gene Ontology annotation, biological process: positive regulation of triglyceride catabolic process; lipid homeostasis; triglyceride catabolic process. The coding region runs from base 93 to 1553 and encodes 486 amino acids. The record is from RefSeq and is a predicted model, not a curated record.
GCCGGCCGGUGUAGCCCCGGCUCCGGAGCGAGCGGCGAGCGCGCGGCGCACACGGCGGCCUGCGGAGCCCGGGAGCCCGGCGGGCCGCCGCGAUGUUCCCCAAGGAGACGACGUGGAACAUCUCGUUCGCGGGCUGCGGCUUCCUCGGCGUCUACCAUAUCGGCGUGGCCUCCUGCCUCCGCGAGCACGCGCCCUUCCUGGUGGCCAACGCCACGCACAUCUACGGCGCCUCGGCCGGGGCGCUCACGGCCACGGCGUUGGUCACCGGGGUCUGCCUGGGUGAAGCUGGUGCCAAUAUCAUCGAGGUGUCCAAGGAGGCCCGGAAGCGGUUCUUGGGCCCGCUGCACCCUUCCUUCAACAUGGUGAAGACCCUCCGGAGCUGCCUGCUGAAGAGCCUGCCUGCUGACUGCCACGGGUGUGCCAGCGGCCGCCUAGGCAUCUCUCUGACCCGCGUCUCUGAUGGCGAGAACGUCAUUAUAACCCACUUCAAUUCCAAAGAGGAGCUUAUCCAGGCCAAUGUUUGCAGCACCUUCAUCCCCGUGUACUGCGGCCUCAUCCCCCCUUCCUUCCAGGGCGUGCGCUAUGUGGACGGCGGCAUCUCAGACAACCUGCCGCUCUAUGAGCUCAAGAACACCAUCACGGUGUCCCCCUUCUCGGGCGAGAGUGACAUCUGCCCGCAGGACAGUUCCACCAACAUCCACGAGCUCCGAGUCACCAACACCAGCAUCCAGUUCAACCUGCGCAACCUCUACCGCCUCUCCAAGGCCCUGUUCCCACCCGAGCCCCUGGUGCUUCAAGAGAUGUGCAAACAGGGCUACAGGGAUGGCCUCCGUUUCCUGCGGCGGAACGGUCUCCUGAACCGGCCCAACCCCUUGCUGGCACUGCCCCCCAGCCAGCCCCCUGCCCCUGAGGAUGCCGACGCAGAGGAGGGGGCAGUGGCCAUGGAGAGGACUGGAGGGAAGGACCACCCGCCUCCGCCCAGGGAGGAUCACAUCCUGGAGCACCUGCCCUCAAGGCUCAAUGAGGCCCUGCUGGAGGCCUGCAUGGAGCCCACGGACCUGCUGACCACGCUCUCCCGCAUGCUGCCCGUGCGUCUGGCCAUGGCCAUGAUGGUGCCCUACACUCUGCCCCUGGAGAGCGCGGUGUCCUUCACCAUCCGCUUGCUCGAGUGGCUGCCCGACGUCCCUGAGGACAUCCGGUGGAUGAAGGAGCAGACGGGCAGCGUCUGCCAGUACCUGGUGAUGCGCGCCAAGAGGAAGCUGGGCAGCCGCCUGCCCUCCAGGCUGUCGGAGCAGGUGGAGCUGCGCCGCGCCCGCUCGCUGCCCUCCGUGCCGCUGUCCUGCGCCGCCUACAGCGAGGCGCUGCCCAGCUGGAUGCGCAACAGCCUGUCGCUGGGGGAUGUGCUAGCCAAGUGGGAGGAGUGCCAGCGGCAGCUGCUGCUCGGGCUCUUCUGCGCCAACGUGGCCUUCCCGCCCGACGCCCUGCGCAUGCGCGCCCCCGCCGGCCCGGCCCCCGCUCCCCCGCAGCACCCGCCCAGCUCUCCCCCUUGCUGAGGGCCCAGGGCCCUGGCCUUCUGGCCCCGGGGCCCCGGUGCUGCGGGCUGCCCGCCCCACCCCGCCAGCGUCCCUGUCCGUGAGGCGGGGCCCCGGGGCCAGCUGAGCUCCCCUCCGCAGUCCCUCUCCACCCCACUGCACAUGAGGAGCUGGGGGCCCUCGCGCUGCCCAAGGGGGCUUGGCGGUCCACCAGCCGCUCAUUCGCCGCGCUGAGGAGCGCCGGGUAGCCCCCCCAGCGUGGCCGCAGGGGCCCCUGCCUGUGCUUCAGCCUCCCCUUCGGGGCCCCGCCCCAGUGUCGGGCCAACACUCUGGGGCGCGGCGCCCCCGCCUGCGAGCGCAGUAUUACUCCUGAGAACUUCGCACCUGCUCCGCCGGCCACAGUUUUUCAUUUUCUGAAGAAUGUGUGUGAAGAAUUAUUUAUUUUUUGCCAAAGCAGAUGUAAUAAACGCCACGGCCCA